GUCGUUCAUUUUCGCGAGCGCAAACUCUUGGAUCUCUAUUGAAGAACACUGUAUUUGAACCAUCUUGCCCACCAGUUCUGAAAGUGGCGGUUGAGGGAAAGGUGGAUGUAUCAGUGCGGCUUCAGGUGAUCGGAGCAAAGGUUGAGGGCAAUGGACUACCACAAGUGUGCGCUGCUGGUAAACCGUCGAUGGCUACAUACUUGGCGCUUUCCGCAGCGCGUGGGCCUAUGACGAAAGGAUCCUUGAUGAUUGAGGGAUUUGAACCUGUUCCCUUCUGCGUUGCUCACAACGAUCAGGGAACAACCUUUGUUCAAUGCAAGGGGAAAUGGAGAUGCACGGCUUUGAGCGCUGCAAGGUGGAAUUGGCACCAGAAUGCAGCGAAGCCGACUGAGGGCAAAGCCGCAGAUUUGGAGGUCCAUGCUGCCAAAUCCAUUGACAACGUGCCACAGCUCAAGGUCUCUGUGAGGGAUGCUACUGAAAUGGAGCUGAAGCGUUGCUUGCAAGGUCAAGCACUGCGUGAUGCGCAGGAAGAUGGGGAUUAUGACGCGCUCUUGGCGCAGGUAACUAAGGCGAAGCAAGCUGGCGUUGACCGGGAGCAGAUCGAGCAAGCUGAAGAGAGGCUGCAGGGCAUGCGCAAACUUGGAAAGCACGUCAAUGACGGGUGUGACAAGGAAACUCUGAAGUCGCUCAUGCAGUGGGAAAAGGUGACUCGCUGCAGCGAUGCCCUUACGACAGAAGCCUGCAAGGUUCCCGGCUGCCCUUGCAACCAAGAAAUGUGUGGCGAGGUGCUCCUGGUGGUGCCAAACGCUGUUCAAAAUUGUCUCAAAGACUUUGGGCCAGAGGGCGAUAAAGAGCUCUUUGAAGAACUUGCCGGUUCAGCUCUAGCGGUGGAAGAAGGCGCUGUCUGGAAAGCUGGCGGGAAGCUGAUUUUCAGCGCAUUUGACCGAAACCAGUCAGUUCAGGCGUUGACAAGGAUGCUUUCAAAUGCUGGAAGGACGAGAUGUGUGAAGUUUCUACUGCAGAUGGUGAAGCAUAGUGAAGCAGAGUAUGGUGGCUAUGUAACGGCCAUUCAAGUCAAUUUUCACCCAAAUGGCGAAUCGUUCCAUGCACAGCACCGUGACAUUUACAGUGCAAAGCAGCGAGCAGGACCGAGUUGCACUUGCACAUUUAAGAAGUGCGUCGGCACUGUUUGCUACACUGUCGGCUCCAGUCGCCAAUGCCUAUUGGAGACCAUGACGGAUGUGUUUUCAGCGAUCAAACCAUGCGGCGAUCAAUGUACAGGGCGUCGUGAGCGAUGUUGGCUUCACAGUGGGGACGGAAUGUAUUUCAACGAAGCCUGGAAUGCAAAUCACACCCAUGGGAUUCCAGCCAUCGAGAACGGCCAUGAAAUCGGACCUCGAAUUUCUAUAGCGUUUCUUCUUGGGGCAGAGGAUUCUCGGAGCAGCCUCUACCAAAAGGUGCUGCUCCCAAAUGAGGUUCCGCAGCCAUAG
This is a messenger RNA of Cladocopium goreaui, 1490 nucleotides long. The record is from the annotation of a GenBank genome assembly. Lineage: Eukaryota; Dinophyceae; Suessiales; Symbiodiniaceae.